AUGGCCAGCCUGAAUCGUCAGAAGGUCUGUACGGUCAAGCAAUCCUCCACUGCCGCUUCCACCGAGAACAUAUUGCACACCCCCGUCGGCAUGAGCUCCAACACUGACCCAUCCGAUGGUCCACAGUCUUCGGGCCUCCGCGCCGCCUCGACUCGGACGCCGCCGCGCCAACGGCUACGGCGAGGGUCUACCAGCGAGCGGAUCGAGGAGAUUCUCGAGAAUGCCCGCGAGCGAGCCGAUAGCAUAGUUGCCGAGUCAAUGGCCUCGAGCGCCCACCUCGAUUCUCCGCGAAACAACCGCAGCCACUCUCCCCAGCGGCUGAACGACGAUGGUGUUGACGCCGACGAGACGACCGCGUUCCUCUCGGAGCGAUUGAGGGGCAGCAUUUACAGUACAACUCUGCAGGGUCCCAGCAGUGAUGGGGGUCCACGUAAAAGAGGCUCUGCCCUUGCUACGUCGCAGUCCACGCUGCUGGGCGAGAGCAACCACCCUCCGAGAGAUUCGAGCGAUGAAUCGGAUGGAUCCUCGGAUACAGAUGGUAAUUGGUGGCAGACUCUUACGGCCCCCUUCCGCUCAAUUGAGCUAGAGAAUAAGGGGAGUGUGGCUCGUGAUCAUCUGGCACUGGAACGCACAUUUCUCGCAUGGCUUCGAACUUCGUUGGCUUUUGCAUCCAUAGGCGUCGCCAUUACACAGCUAUUCCGCCUCCAAACGUCCCUCCCUGAUUCCGGGAGCGUGAUCAACCAGGAUACCCUACGGCAUAUCGGCAGACCCCUGGGCGCCGCCUUCCUAGUCAUCAGCAUUAUCAUACUUCUGCUCGGUUAUAGACGGUACACCCAGGGGCAGAAGUGGAUUAUAUUGGGCAAGUUCCCGGCCAGCAGAGGCACCAUCAUCGUCGUGUCCCUCGUGGCACUUGCUAUCAUGAUAUUAUCAUUGGUCGUGGUGAUUGUGAUUCACCCUUCGGAAGAUUGA
Molecule: messenger RNA, 969 nt
Organism: Clonostachys byssicola
Lineage: Eukaryota; Fungi; Ascomycota; Sordariomycetes; Hypocreales; Bionectriaceae
Source: the annotation of a GenBank genome assembly